UAGAAGAUAUGCAAAGGUCUUUGGAAAUGUUAAAGAUUAAAGUGGACAUGAUGGAGAAAACAAAAUCUCCCUUAACAUUUGAGCAAAAAGAGAAGGCCCGCAAUCAUUCCAAACCUGUGUUUGAUGCUCGUGUCGAUGUACUGCCAGUCCACUGUCCUAACGUACCGCUUCCUUCAAAUUGUGCCAAGGCCACUGCUUGCACUGAGACCAGUGGUUAUUACAACAUCACUGUUUCGCGCUACAACAAUCACACUUUUCAGGCCUUCUGUGAUUAUCGCACCAAGGGAGGUGAUUGGCUGCAUAUCCUUCAGCGCAUUGAUGGUACGGAAAACUUCGCUAGACCCUGGUCGGAUUAUGUGAAUGGUUUUGGGGCCGUGGAUGGUGAAUAUUGGAUAGGUUUGGAAAAUCUCUAUGCCCUCACCAAUCAUGAUGGUCCUCAAGAGUUGUAUGUCUACAUGCAUAACUUUAAUCGCUCUACACGCUAUGCUCGCUACGAUCAUUUUGUCAUUGGCAAUGCUGAGCAGAAAUAUGCGCUAAAGUCUUUGGGCAAGUACACCGGCACCGCUGGUGAUAGCCUAGCCUAUUCGUUGGGAGCCUCCUUCAGUACCCAUGAUCAGGAUAGUGAUACACAUGAGCAGAAUUGUGCUGCCAUACAUAAGGGUGGCUGGUGGUAUAAAAACUGUGCUCGAACCGUUCCCACUGGGUUCUAUCAUCAAGGAAAAUACAAUGGCAAAUAUGCGAAUGGUAUCUAUUGGAGAGAUUGGCUAGAACUCUGGUAUUCAAUGAAAUAUUUCGUUAUGAUGAUAAGACGUCAGAGAAUAUUUUUGGAUUAGUAGCAAAGGGGCGAGAAGAAAAAGAAAUCUAUUUCAGCUGAAAUAAAUUUU
This is a messenger RNA of Stomoxys calcitrans (stable fly), 884 nucleotides long. RefSeq names its product microfibril-associated glycoprotein 4. Lineage: Eukaryota; Metazoa; Arthropoda; Insecta; Diptera; Muscidae. The record is from RefSeq and is a predicted model, not a curated record. The coding region runs from base 9 to 833 and encodes 274 amino acids. The transcript has 3 exons.